AUGCCUCAGCCAGCUGUCGUCGACAUCCACACCCACAUGUACCCGCCUUCAUACAUCAAACUCCUCUCCUCGCGCUCCACAGUCCCCUAUAUCUACCAUCCAACACCAGCCGAAACUCCAGACUCAGAUCCGCGUCUCAUCAUCCUCGCCUCGGAUGACGACCCGUCGCGCCCCAAAUCCUCGCGAGGAAGACCCGUCGACAGCACAUACUCGUCCUUUGACCAGAAGCGUGCCUUCAUGCGCCGCCACGGCAUUUCCUGCAGCGUCAUCAGCCUGGCAAAUCCCUGGUUGGACUUUCUCGACCCAGACUCCGCGCUAAAGACGGCCCAGGAAAUCAACAACGACCUCGACGCCGCGUGUGCCGAGAACAACGGCUCAGCCUCGCAUGAGGGAUUGAAACUCUUCGCCUUUGGCUGUCUCCCCCUGUCCGCUCCGGCAAGGGACAUCGUGAGCGAAAUCCAGCGAUUGAAGUCCCUCGGCCACGUCAAAGGCGUCAUCAUGGGCACGACAGGCCUGGGAAACGGCUUGGACGACCCGGCUUUGGACGACGUCUACUCGGCCUUGUCCUCCACGGCGACCUUGGUCUUCUUACAUCCGCACUAUGGCCUGCCCGAUUCCGCCUUUGGAGGCCCCGAAGUCGUCGCAAAGUCCGGCCAUGUCCUGCCCCUGGCUCUAGGCUUUCCCUUGGAGACAACCAUCGCCGUGUCCAGGAUGUAUCUAUCUGGUGUCUUCGACCGUCAUCCCCAGCUGCAGUUCCUUCUGGCCCAUUCAGGCGGCACCUUACCAUUCCUGGCGGGAAGGAUUGAAUCUUGUGUGGCACAUGAACGGGAAUUCAUCGCCAAUGGUGGUCACAGGCAAGGUCCCCAGCGGUCAAUAUGGGACGUUCUGCAUACCAACAUUUACCUCGACGCGGUAAUAUAUGGCCAGCCCGGACUGAAAGCCGCGAUUGAGGCAGCAGGGAGCGUGGAUCGAGUGAUGUUCGGGACGGAUCAUCCUUUCUUCCCGCCGUUGGGAGAUGACAAGGAAGCCAAGUGGUUGAGCGUGGAGAGCAACAAAGGGGCCAUUGACGGCUGUUUCCCGGAGGAUGAGGACGCGAAGAGAAAGAUACUGGGUGGAAAUGCCAUCAGAGUGCUCGGUUUGGACUUAUAA
This is a messenger RNA of Cladophialophora psammophila CBS 110553, 1149 nucleotides long. RefSeq lists its product as uncharacterized. Gene Ontology annotation, cellular component: cytoplasm; cytosol. The transcript has a single exon. The coding region runs from base 1 to 1149 and encodes 382 amino acids. Gene Ontology annotation, molecular function: hydrolase activity; carboxy-lyase activity. The record is from RefSeq and is a predicted model, not a curated record. Lineage: Eukaryota; Fungi; Ascomycota; Eurotiomycetes; Chaetothyriales; Herpotrichiellaceae. Gene Ontology annotation, biological process: secondary metabolic process.